GGGCGAACGCGUCGGAAGCCAGAGAGCGCCGUGUCCCUGCGCUCGGUUGGUCAGCGGGCGCGGGCCGGCAGGAUGGAGCCACAGCACGUGCGCCCCGUGCUUGGAUCCCAGAGUCCAGCCUGGGAGGAACCGAAAAUCUUCAGUACUCGUCUCGCAACAUGAACGUUUAAAGCUAAAACCUUCACAGAGAUGUGAGAUGGAGCAGGAGCAGUGGCUAAAUGUUGAACUCUUCAAAACUUGGCGUAUGGGCUGCUGGUGUACCACCAUCAUCCCCAACACUCCUGUUCAGAAGAUGGGUGAGGAAAGUGGAAAGUCUAACCAGUCAGCCGAUGACCAGUGGGAAAAAUGAGCUACAAGAUCACCUGAUCUUCAUCAGUGAGAAAGCUUUGCACAAGAGGGUCUGCUAGAAAUACUUCAACCCAAAAUUCCAAAAUGACUAAGAAGAGAUCAAAAAUAAAUGAACUAGAAGAACUGAAAUUGGAUAUGAGGAAGAUCAGCAAUGACAUGGAGGAAAUGUGUGGAAUCCUGAACGUUUACAUGUAUGAGGAUUUGAACUACAGGAUGAACACUGAAUUCAACAUCAUUAAAUCACAACAUGAGAAGACAAUGUUGGAUAUGAAUAAAAUGAUCCAGUCCAUAAUUGGUUCCAUGCAGUACUCCAAGGAACUGAUAGAAGAUAACUAUUCCUACAGCAUUAAGGAGGACCACCUCCUCCGUGAGUGCACUCAACUCCACGAAAACGUAAGGAUAUUACUGAAUGAGAACAGAAGGCUGCUGGUGGAGCAGGCUGGCCACAAGUGUCCUGUGGGGAAGAAAAGAGGUUCUCUGAGGAGGCCAGCAAGAACAUCUGUGUCCCAAGUGCCAAGGAACAGCAGUCCAGCAGAAAGCAGAACAUGGCACAGACCAGGACAUGAUCUCCCUCAAAGAGAAGUGCUGGAGGAAGAGCACUGAGUGUGCACAGGAAAUACACCACUGUUGCCUCUCAUCCCUAAUAACCAUGGCUGUAAUGGGCUGUAUGCUCCUCCUUUAUUUUGUUUCUUUGGUAUGAACAGGCCUUAAUUUCAUCUAGCCUCUGGCCCAGGAAGAGUGCACAUUUAAAGGGACUCAGAGAAAUGCUGAGACACAUCAAGAGCUGCUGGGCAUCCAGGAAGAAUCUGAGUGCAAAUUUCUCUUUUCCUGAUGGGUCAUCAUCAAUAAUUACAUGGAGAUCAGUCAACAAAAUUGUAAAUCCUUGGAUCCAAGUUUACAACAUGUGUUCUGCUUUGACUUGGGAGGCCAUAUCCUUCAGACCCACACUCCAAAAGGAGAGUGUUGCUUAAAUUUCUCCGGCAAAGUUUGCUACCUCCAGGAACUGCUUUUCUACUAAGUUGCCAAGGACAGCCACAGGCUGUAAGGCUGUGCUACAAAAUGAGCAGACUAAGAAUUUUGCUUUGCACAAUUUUUGUGGUUUGAUUUUGGUUUGAGUUUUGAUUAGUUUAGGUAUUUGGUUUUUCUUGUUUUCAUUCAAAGUUUUGUUAUUUAUUGGUUAUUUAUUGUUCUUUUAAGUAAUUUGAUAUUUUGAUAAGAUUAUACACAGUACAUAUUGACUGUCAGCUUUCAGUUACAAUUGAGUACAUUGCAUUUAUUCUUAUGACUAACACAGUGAUCUCCAACUCUUCACUCUAAGAGCCUUGUUAUUUCAGGUGUGAUCAUGAAAGCCCACAGAUAUCAGACCCAGAUGGAUCUCUGCACUCUUCAUGGGACUUGGGCUCCAUAGUUUCUUCUGAGCCAGACUGAACUACAAAGUCCUUCAUACAUUCAGUAUGGAGAGUAUGUCCAACUGUCUGGAUAGGAACUUAAUGAUGGAAAACUUACCCAUGCUGCAUCGUUGCUGUCAAAUAUUUAGCUACUGUGAAAAUACUGUGGAUGAUGGUGUUGAACGCAUUAAUGGCAAAUACAUCAGUUUUUCUGUAAUAGCUCUCAUUAAAUCAAAGCAUAGUCUAAGGGAAUAAAAAGCUGUCAGAAAACA
This is a messenger RNA of Mus musculus (house mouse), 2008 nucleotides long. RefSeq names its product predicted gene 3264. The record is from RefSeq and is marked validated. The coding region runs from base 433 to 951 and encodes 172 amino acids. The transcript is spliced from 7 exons. Lineage: Eukaryota; Metazoa; Chordata; Mammalia; Rodentia; Muridae.